GCGCGUGGUCAGAGCCCAGUGCCCGCCAGCGGCCGCACACCGGAGCGCAGGCCUCGCCGCCCCGACGCCGCCGCGGACCUCAGCGGGCGCUGCCGGGGCCCCGCAGCCAGAGCCUCCCGGGCGGCCGCCGACAGACAGACAGACAGACGGCCCGUGGCGCGGAGACCGCAGGACGGAGGGACACCCGGGUCCGCAGCGCCGGCCGGGGCCGACAGCGCCAUGGACGGCAUGGACAAUGCCACCUGGUUCCUCGCCGCUCUGCUGCCGGACAACUACAGCCUAUCGCCCGGCGCCGGCGGGCCGAGCCCCGGCACCGACUGGCCCCUAGCUCCCGCCUCCAGCCCCGGCCCCGGCCCCGGGCUCAGUCUCGGGCCGGGUCCCAGCAUCAGCUUCAGCCCCGGCCCGACCCCGACUCCGGAGCUGACGGCCAGCAGCCUCGUGCCCGCGGGCGGUGCGGCGACCCGGGGCCCCUCCGCGUUCCCUCGGCCCUGGGCGCUCCCCGGGCCACUGUUCUGGGACACGCCGCUGAACCACGGGCUGAACGUGUUCGUGGGCGCCGCCCUGUGCAUCACCAUGCUGGGCCUGGGCUGCACCGUGGACGUGAACCGCUUCGGGGCGCACGUCCGCCGGCCCCUGGGCGCGCUGCUGGCCGCGCUCUGCCAGUUUGGCUUCCUGCCGCUGCUGGCCUUCCUGCUGGCCCUCGCCUUCAAGCUGGACGAGGUGGCCGCCGUGGCGGUGCUCCUGUGCGGCUGCUGUCCCGGAGGAAAUCUCUCCAAUCUCAUGUCCCUGCUGGUGGACGGCGACAUGAACCUCAGCAUUAUCAUGACCGUCUCCUCCACACUGCUGGCCCUGGUCUUGAUGCCCCUGUGCCUGUGGAUCUACAGCCGGGCUUGGAUCAACACCCCCCUGGUGCAGUUACUACCCCUGGGGGCCGUGACCCUGACGCUCUGCGGCACCCUCAUCCCUAUUGGGCUGGGCGUCUUUAUUCGCUACAAAUACAGCCGGGUGGCUGACUACAUUGUGAAGGUUUCGCUGUGGUCUCUGCUACUGACUCUGGUGGUCCUUUUCAUAAUGACCGGCACUAUGUUAGGACCUGAACUGCUGGCACGGAUUCCUGCAGCUGUUUAUGUGAUAGCAAUUUUCAUGCCUUUGGCAGGCUACGCAUCAGGCUACGGCCUUGCUACUCUCUUCCAUCUGCCGCCCAACUGCAAGAGGACUGUUUGUCUGGAAACAGGUAGUCAGAAUGUGCAGCUCUGUACGGCCAUUCUCAAACUGGCCUUUCCACCACAACUCAUAGGAAGCAUGUACAUGUUUCCCUUGCUUUAUGCCCUUUUCCAGUCUGCAGAAGCAGGGAUUUUUGUUUUAAUAUACAAAAUGUAUGGAAAUGAAAUGUUGCACAAGCAAGAUCCUCUCGAUGAAGAUGAAGAUACAGAUAUUUCUUAUAAGAAACUAAAGGAAGAGGAGAUGGCAGACACUUCCUAUGGCACAGUGAAAGCAGAUAAUUUAAUAAUGAUGGAAACCACCCAGACUUCUCUCUGAACGUGGAGAGACACACACAGGAGCUUCUAUCUUGCUAAGAUAUUACUUCACAUUUAUGGUCUGUGGUAGUACAUAUGGUUUACAUAAAAAAUAACAACUGUUUCAAGUUACCAUACGUCUAACAAUUAUGACCUUCCCAUUACAAAUCAAUGUUGUAAUAUCAUUUGCACCUGGGACAGCUCACGUGCAGCCUGAACUAGUUAAAAGUGCUUUUUGGUUUUUACAGUUACCAAUUUCUAUGCCAGCUUUAAAUAUAGAAACUGUUAGAAAACAGGGUCUUGGAAAUGUAGAAUUUUGGUGCAUUAUCUUAUGAGUAAAACAAACUAUCUUUGCAAAAGCAUAAUCGAGUUUAAUGUAAUUGUUAAAAAAAAAAGUUGUGCUUAUUCAACUUAUAAAUACCUGACAAUGUUGAAUUUUGAGCUGUAUUUAGAAAAGUUCCAAAACGGGUCAAUUAAACAAUGAAAC
Nycticebus coucang (slow loris) is the source of this 2004-nucleotide messenger RNA. It is a transcript of the gene SLC10A4, whose product is annotated as solute carrier family 10 member 4. Gene Ontology annotation, cellular component: membrane. The coding region runs from base 220 to 1539 and encodes 439 amino acids. The transcript has 3 exons. Gene Ontology annotation, molecular function: bile acid:sodium symporter activity. Gene Ontology annotation, biological process: bile acid and bile salt transport. The record is from RefSeq and is a predicted model, not a curated record. Lineage: Eukaryota; Metazoa; Chordata; Mammalia; Primates; Lorisidae.